Molecule: messenger RNA, 616 nt
Organism: Lobosporangium transversale
Lineage: Eukaryota; Fungi; Mortierellomycota; Mortierellomycetes; Mortierellales; Mortierellaceae
Product: protein precursor
Exons: 2
Coding region: 114-497 (127 amino acids)
Source: RefSeq, a predicted model, not a curated record
AUAAUCUCUCCCUUUCCCCUUUCCCCUUUCUCUCUCUCACACACACUCUUUAACACAUUCCUCGACAACUAAUACAAUUACAACAUUGCGACCACACUUCCAAUUACGGCGCCAUGAUCUCAUUUCUACUCAUUCUCUUCCUAUGGUGCAUCGCUGCUUAUGUCACACGGGGUUAUUGGCUGCCCAAGGUUGAAGAGCUACGGGACCGACUCCGUUACUCUCGACUGCCUUUCUUCCGCUCGGACGAGGACAGCACCUUCGAACAAAGCAUUGAAGAGGGCCUCUCUUCCUCUACCUUUGACUUGCACCAAAACUUACUUGAUGGAGAUGGACGCCAAGGAUUGGAAAAUGCAAAUGAGAUUCGCAGAAUUAUGAAGAAACACCGUUGCAACUUUGACCAGGCUCGCUUGAUUUAUCAGCAAAAUCAGAUGAGGGCUAACGGGAUUGAUCCUCAAACAGGAGUUCCCAUUGACCCAAAGGCUGUCUAUUUUAAAUAACCCAACUAUCCUACUCGCUUCAUUGCGCGGAUACAUCUUCCUUUCUACUUAUGACUAAUGAUAUCCUUCUGUACCAGUGUACCAGUAUGCUCUUUAAAAAAUAAAAAAGCUCAUCAUGU